GACAGGCUACCCCAAGUACCCACCUCUGCUGGCGCGUAUUUUCUUUUAGUACGCUUGCGUCACUUCCUUUCCUUCCUCUGAUUUCCAUCUUUCUCCCCGCGUGUGUGCCGUCCGUAUAGCACAGAUGAAAGAAACAAUAAUGAACCAGGAGAAACUCGCCAAACUGCAGGCACAAGUCCGCAUUGGUGGGAAGGGCUCUGCUCGCAGAAAGAAGAAGGUCGUGCACAGAACAGCAACCGCCGAUGACAAGAAGCUUCAGUUUUCCUUGAAAAAACUCGGUGUCAACAAUAUCUCUGGCAUCGAAGAGGUCAACAUGUUCACUAACCAGGGCACAGUGAUCCACUUCAACAACCCUAAAGUUCAGGCAUCUCUGGCAGCAAACACCUUCACCAUCACAGGGCACGCUGAGACCAAGCAGCUGACUGAGAUGCUGCCCAGCAUCCUCAACCAGCUUGGGGCCGACAGCCUGACCAGCCUUAGGAGACUUGCAGAGGCCUUGCCCAAGCAGUCUGGAGAUGCCAAAGCACCAAUUGCAGCUGGGGAGGAAGAUGAUGAUGAAGUUCCAGACCUUGUGGAGAAUUUUGACGAGGCUUCAAAGGAUGAGGCGAACUAAAUAACACCCCAAAACCAGAUUCCCGACUUGACUGGGCAGUGUGGAGCUUCUGUUUUUUUAUUUCUUUGUAAUGUUACCUUUUUUUUUUUUGUAUUGUUCCCAUGUCAAUAUCAAGUUUCAGAAAUGGAUACAUUGUACACUCUUCAGCCAUUUUGGGUCUUCAAUAUUUGCUGCUUGUCCUGCAUUACUGAAUCCAGUUCAUGUGAAGCCUGGUUAGAAUUAAACACGUCUGGAAUAAAAUACAUUAAAGAGAUGUUUAUUAAAAAUUGCAUUUCCUGA
Anguilla anguilla (European eel) is the source of this 892-nucleotide messenger RNA. Its product is annotated as transcription factor BTF3. The record is from RefSeq and is a predicted model, not a curated record. NCBI's taxonomy places the organism in Eukaryota, Metazoa, Chordata, Actinopteri, Anguilliformes, Anguillidae. Gene Ontology annotation, cellular component: cytosol; nascent polypeptide-associated complex. Bases 125 to 613 code for a protein of 162 amino acids. The transcript has 6 exons.